This is a messenger RNA of Cannabis sativa, 3798 nucleotides long. RefSeq names its product F-box/LRR-repeat protein 15. NCBI's taxonomy places the organism in Eukaryota, Viridiplantae, Streptophyta, Magnoliopsida, Rosales, Cannabaceae. The coding region runs from base 405 to 3497 and encodes 1030 amino acids. The record is from RefSeq and is a predicted model, not a curated record. The transcript is spliced from 17 exons. Gene Ontology annotation, molecular function: protein binding.
AAAUUGAAAUUUCAGUUCGAGUACACAAAAAAAAAAAAAAAACAUCAACGGCAAAGCAACUCACAGGAUCCGAUCAGAUCCGUUAAAACUCUCUCUCUCUAUCAUCGUUCUCUCUCUCUCUGUGUAUGUAUAUAUCUGUGUGUGUAAUAUAUGUAAUAAUAUAUAUAUUGUAGUCAAUUUUCCGAUUUUUAACAAUUUCCCCCAUUUGAUUUUUGACAUUUUUGAAUUCUAGGGUUUUGGUUGUUUGUAUUCAGAAAGAUUGUUCAUUUCUGAUAUGUUGUCAUCGCAAAAUUAGGGUUUUGAUUUCGGAGUUGUUGGGAGGGAUUCGAGAUGUGUCCGAUCGAGAGAGAGCUUAGCUAGCUAGGGUUUGGGUGAAAAAGUUUGAGUCUUUUACCCUAGAGUGUAUGAAGAUUUGGUGUUGCCUAUGCUUCAGCGAAGAAGAAGAGGAAGAAGAAGAAGAAGAGUUAGGUGGAGAAGAAGAAGAUUGUUAUUAUUAUUAUUAUAAGAAGGAAGCCAUGGAUGAGGUUGAUUUCGAAAAUGAGGGUAAUUUCGAGGUCAUUGUUGGAAAUGACGGUGAGAAUGGUGAGAAUGGUGAUGGUGAUGAGCUUGACCCUACUGAAGAACGUGAGACAGAGCAAGAUGAGCAUUUGAAAUUGUUUGAAGGGAUGGUUCAAGCUGUGCGUGUUGGUGCUGGUGCUCAUUGGGAUGAUUCUGUUAGUGUUGGUGCUCUUGCUUCCUUGAAAGCUUCGAUGAGAACCUCAAGACGUUCUAAAGGGGAGAGUAGCACGACUUCUUCUUCUUCUGCUGCUGCUGCUGCUGCUUCUGAAGAUUGUGAUCAUGAUUCACAUCAUAAGAGAGCCAAAGUUCACUCUGAUUUUCACGAGUGCUGUUAUUCAACUGCAAUUUCUUCAGUUGCUGGAAAUUCUAGUUCAUCUGGAGACAAGCAUUACGAUAUUACUCAUGGCUCUUAUGUUGCAUCUAAAAAUGAGAUCUUUUAUCACACCUUUAUGCUGAAUAAUGUUGGUGAAGAGAAUCAAUUUGAUCUUAUUGGUGGGAAUGACAAUGAAGGAGAUACUAGUGGCCCUUCAAAAACAGAAGAUUUGGAAAUCCGGAUGGAUCUUACUGAUGAUUUAUUGCAUAUGGUUUUUUCAUUCUUGGACCAUUUAAAUCUUUGCCGAGCUGCUAUAGUUUGUAGGCAGUGGAGAUCUGCUAGUGCACAUGAGGAUUUUUGGAGGUGUUUGAAUUUUGAGAACCGGAACAUAUCUGUUGAACAAUUUGAGGAUAUGUGUCGUCGAUAUCCUAAUGCGACAGAAGUGAAUGUCUCUGGUACUCCUGCUAUCCAGUUGCUUGUUAUGAAGGCAGUUUAUUCAUUGAGAAAUCUUGAGGUUUUAUCUCUUGGGAAAGGAGUACUAGGGGAAGUCUUUUUCCAUUCCUUGGCAGACUGUCAUGUGUUGAGGAGAUUGAAUGUCAAUGAUGCUACACUCGGUAAUGGUAUUCAGGAGAUAUCCGUGAACCAUGACAGAUUGCGUCAUCUUCAACUGACAAAAUGUCGGAUGAUGCGGAUAUCAAUAAGGUGUCCACAACUUGAAACAUUGUCCUUGAAGCGGAGUACAAUGGCACAAGCAGCGCUCAAUUGCCCUCUUUUGCAUGAACUCGAUAUAGGUGCUUGCCACAAGCUUUCAGAUGCUGCAAUUCGUUCGGCAGCUAUUUCUUGUACCCAAUUAGAGUCUUUAGACAUGUCAAAUUGUUCAUGCGUGAGUGAUGAAACACUACGUGAAAUAGCUGGUCAUUGUGGCAAUCUCCGUGCUCUUGAUGCUUCCUAUUGUCCAAAUAUAUCUUUGGAGUCUGUGAGUCUACCAAUGUUGACAGUUCUCAAACUUGACAACUGUGAGGGAAUCACUUCAGCUUCAAUGGCUGCAAUAGCUCUCAGUACAAUGUUGGAGGUUUUGGAGCUAGACAAUUGUGGCUUGUUGACGUCUGUGUCCUUGGAACUUCCACGGUUGCAGAAUAUAAGACUAGUACAUUGUCGGAAAUUUGUGGAGCUUAAUUUACGGAGUAUUGUGCUGUCAUCUAUCAUGGUCUCCAAUUGCCCUCUUCUCCAGCGCAUCAACCUAACUUCAAGUUCACUUCAAAAACUAUCAUUACAGAAGCAAGAGAGCUUAAAUCAAUUAGCAUUGCAAUGCCAAUCGUUGCAAGAAGUGGACCUUACAGAUUGUGAAUCUCUGACAAAUUCUAUAUGUGAUGUCUUUAAUGAUGGCGGUGGAUGUCCUAUGCUUAAAUCUUUAAUUCUUGCUAAUUGUGAGAGCUUGACAGCAGUGCAAUUCUCUAGUACUUCCUUAACCAGUCUUUCGCUAGAUGGUUGCCGGGCAAUUACUUCUCUCGAUCUCAACUGUCCUAAUCUCGAGAAAGUUUCUUUGGAUGGUUGUGAUCACCUUGAAAGAGCCGAAUUUUUCCCUGUUGGUCUUCGGUCACUCAAUCUUGGAAUAUGUCCUAAACUGAAUGUACUCGGCAUUGAAGCACCUAAUAUGGAGUUGCUCGAGUUAAAAGGAUGCGGUGUGUUGUCCGAAGCCUCCAUAAAUUGUCCACUCUUAACAUCUUUGGACGCAUCGUUUUGCAGCCAACUCAAGGAUGACUGUUUGUCUGCUACAACUGCUUCUUGUUCCAAGAUUGUCUCAUUAAUAUUGAUGUCAUGCCCGUCUGUCGGUUCUGACGGGCUCUACUCAUUAAGUUCUCUUCAGCAUUUGACUGUGCUUGAUUUAUCCUACACCUUCUUAACAAAUUUACAACCGGUUUAUGACUCGUGUGUAAAACUCAAGGUGUUGAAAUUACAAGCGUGCAAGUAUUUGAACGAUUCAUCAUUGGAACCUCUUUACAAGGAAGGCGCUCUACCGGCUCUCGAAGAACUCGAUUUGUCUUAUGGAACCCUCUGUCAAUCCGCUAUAGAGGAGCUUCUCUCUUGCUGCACACACCUUACUCAUGUGAGCUUGAAUGGCUGUGUAAAUAUGCAUGACCUGAUCUGGGAUUGCAGUACUGGCACUUCCGUUACAUCCACCAUGCUUUCACUCGAGAUUGAGGGUCCCGAAGCUGUUGAGCUGCCUAAUCGUUUACUUCAGAACCUCAACUGUGUUGGCUGUCAAAGUAUUAAAAAAGUUCAUAUUCCCCCAGCGGCUCGGUGUUGCCAUUUGUCAUCACUAAACCUAUCUCUCUCUUAUUAUCUAAAGGAAGUUGAUCUUGCUUGUCUCAAUCUUUGCUUUCUUAAUUUGAGCAACUGCAACUCUUUGGAGGUGUUGAAGCUCGAUUGUCCUAGGUUAACUAGUCUGUUUCUUCAGAACUGCAAUAUUGAUGAAGCAGCAGUCGAGGUGGCCAUAUCGAAAUGCAGCAUGUUGGAGACGCUCGAUGUUCGCUUUUGUCCAAAGAUAUGCGCGAUGAGCAUGGGAAGAUUACGUGGUGCAUGUUUGAGUUUGAAGAGAAUUUUCAGCAGCUUGUCGCAUGCGUAAAUUUACUGAAACUUGUCUCAAUUUUUCUCUUUUCUUUGUUUUGUUGUUGUUUUGCUUCUUCUUUUAAUCUUUAAAAUGCGGCGAAGCGGCUUGGCUAGUUUAUUCAUGAUGAUGGGAUGGGAUGGGUUCUCUUGUAUUUGUAUUUGUAUUUGUAUUUGUAAAUGGAAUGUAUUUUGUUAUUUGUUUUUGAGUAUAUAUAAGGGUAUUUGAUGAUUAUUAUAAUUAUCAUAAUGAUGAUGUUGUUGUAGUAGUUUUUCUCUAUUAUAUGUAAUAUGUUACAAUAAAAAUCAGUUUGUUUGUC